GGGGUUGGGGUUGGGGGGAAGGGCAUAAAAUAUAAGGGGGUACCGCCAAGAAGAAGAAGAGCUGCAAAAACAGAAGCCAUUUUACCUCCUGCCUUUUUUUUGCCAGCAGCGCCUUCAGAGAAGAAUAAAAAGGGAAGGUAGAAGAAACGGAGAAACUACUCCCACAACCCCCUUCUCUCUAAAACUGGCAACAGUCCACACAUCAUCUCUUUCUCUCUCUCUAGAAAUGGCCCAGCUGGACCAAGAAUUAUGUAGAAGAAAAACCAAAGGAGAGAGAGGGAGGGGGCGAGAGAGAGAGAAAGGGGGAAAGAGAAAGAGAAGGGAAAGAUAGAGAAGAUGUCUUCAAAUGUCCUCCAACCAAACCCACCUCACAAUACCAAAAUAAUAAGCCCACUCUCUGCCCAAACUGCCCUUCUGCAACCCCCCAAAAAAAAUCACAUCUUCAUCAAUGUCUCUAAAGACCAUUUUUCCCGAUUUAUGUGGGCUUUUUUGGGUUUGUCUUGGUCAGACUUUCACAGAGAAAACAGGAAACAAGAACUUUCCCUCUCUCUCCCCCCUCUCCUUUUUCUUCUUCUAUAUCUCUCUCUAUCUCUGUCUCUAUCUCUAUCGCUAUACCUUCCUUACCCUUCCUUUAUUAUUGUUUCUUCCCCUGCCUUUUUCUCCCUAUCCUCAUCUCUCAUCUCCUCUCCUUCCGUCUAGAGAUUCAUCAAUCUUGGCUUGUGGGUUGUGGUUCUUCUUUGUGAUCUCAUGUCGAAAAAGAUGAAGCGGAUGGUUAUGGAGUCUUCUCCUCAUGCUGUGUACGAGGACGCAAAGUCAAGGUUUAAGCACCAGAGUCUUCUGCAGGACUUCCAUGAGUUGCAGAAGGAAACAGAGGCCAUGAAAAAGAAAUUGCUGAGUGUGAACCAGAACAAGCUGACCCUAUUGGCUGAAGUUAGAUUUUUGAGACGGAGGUACAAAUACCUAUUGAAAAACAUGGCUCCUAAAACCCCACCUGAACCAGAGCUUAAGCAACCACAAAAUUCAGCAACUCAACUCAAGAACAUCACAAGGGAUAAGAAUCACAGUGGAAAACAGGCUGCUGCCAUGAGAAACCCAGCUCCAGUUUUUGGCGGGAAUAUGAAGGAAAGGAUUCACAAGGGGAAAGUGGCUGCUUUGCCCAACCCAGAUCCCGGUUAUGAAUUAAACCAGAAAACUAGGGGUUACAGUGGAAAGGAAGCUGCUUUGAGGAACCCGGUUCCUGUUUUUGACUUGAACAAGAUUUCGAGAGAGGAAGAGGAAGUCCAGGUUAAUGUUGAGAGUGCGGGGGUAGAGGAGCAGAAGAAGAGUGUGAUUAGAGGUGGGAAUGAUGAUCAGCACAGUGAUAUGAAAUUAUCUGUUUGUAGAAACAUUGGGAAUGGGCCAAACCGGGCGGGAAAGAGAAAGAUAUCAUGGCAGGAUCAGGUAGCUUUGCGGGUUUGAGUCAUUGUCACCACAAUUGGAGUGGAGGAUGAUGCAAAUUUCAGUGGAGGGGCUUGGAAGUUAUGGUCAAUUCUGAUUCUCUUCCCCUUUCUUUGUAGCUUCUCCUUUCCCUUCUCUUGUUUCCAAUUUUCUUUGUAAAGGAAAAAUAGCUUCAUAUAUUUGCAUAUAACAUGGAAUGGUGGAAAUGAUGCUUAGGAAUUAGGUUC
This is a messenger RNA of Vitis vinifera (wine grape), 1664 nucleotides long. RefSeq lists its product as uncharacterized. The coding region runs from base 748 to 1458 and encodes 236 amino acids. The record is from RefSeq and is a predicted model, not a curated record. The transcript is spliced from 4 exons. NCBI's taxonomy places the organism in Eukaryota, Viridiplantae, Streptophyta, Magnoliopsida, Vitales, Vitaceae.